AUGUCUGACGCCGCGAUUACCCAGCUCCUGAGCAGGCUCGAAGCCGUUGCCGCUCGCCUCGAGUCGGUCGAGAAGCAGCUCCAGUCGGGCGGUGGUGCCGGUGGUGCCGCUUCGUCGGCCCCGGCUGCCUCUGGUGAGGUGACCAAGGCCGUGUCCGAAUUCGACAACCUGGUGUCCACUUACAUCGACGAGUACGUGAACGUCUCGGCCAAGAUCGACCCCCUGGUCAAGCAGCAGGCCGACCUUGUCAAGCAGGCCGUCCUGGCCCAGAGGGAUCUCCUCUACAAGGCCUCGCAGAGCAAGAAGCCCGACGCCACCACCUUCGGCAACCUGCUGAAGCCCACCUCUGACCUCAUGGGCAAGAUCGUCGCCAUCAGGGAUGCCAACCGUGCCAGCAAGGUCUUCGGUCAUCUCUCCACCAUCAGCGAGGGUAUCACUGCUCUCGGUUGGGUUGCCAGCCCCCCUACCCCUGGUCCCUUCGUUGAUGAGGCCCGCGCCUCGUCUGAGUUCUACUCGAACAAGCUGCUCAUGCAGUACCGCAAGGACGAGUCGGCCGAGGGUAAGACCCAGGUCGCGUGGGUCACUGCCUGGAACACCUUCCUCAAGGAGCUCCGCGCUUUCAUCAAGACCUACCACACUACCGACCUCACCUGGAACCCUCAGGGUGGUGAUGUGUCCAAGGUGGCUUCCGCUGCUGCGCCCCCCGCCAGUUCGGGUGGUGCCCCCCCUCCCCCCCGCUGCCGGCCCCCCCUCCUCCCCCCCGUCGUCGACCUCUCCGCCGCCUCCAGCGGUGGUGGUGCCCACGCUGCUCUCUUCGCUGAGAUCAACGCCGUCAAGGAGCGUCAGGCUGGCGGCAAGACUGCUGGUCUUAAGCACGUGACCAAGGACAUGAAGACCAAGAACAUGGAGAAGACCGCCGCCCCCGUUCCCGCCGCUGCCCCCGUCCGCAAGCCCGCCGCUGCCGCUGCGCCCAAGCUUGGCCCGCCCAAGUUCGAGCUCGAUGGCCAGAAGUGGAAGAUUGAGAACCAAGUCGGCAACAAGAACAUCGUCAUCGAGAACCCGGAGGUCAGGCAGACUGUCUACAUCUACAAGUGCCACGACUCUGUCAUCCAGAUCAAGGGCAAGGUCAACUCGAUCAUGCUUGACUCGUGCAAGAAGACCGGUCUCGUCUUCGAGAACGCCAUCUCCGUGGCCGAGGUCGUGAACUGCGCCAGCGUCCAGGUGCAGGUGACCGGCAAGGUCCCCUCCGUCGCCAUCGACAAGACCUCUGGUUGCCAGGUCUUCCUGUCUGCCGAGGGCUUCGACACUGAGAUCGUCACCUCCAAGUCCGACGAGAUGAACGUCGUGCUGCCCGGCCUCAACCCCAACGACGACAUCAUCGAGAUCCCCAUCCCCGAGCAGUUCCGCACGCUCAUCAAGGACCGCAAGCUCGUCACUGAGGCUGUCGCCCACUCGGGAUAA
This is a messenger RNA of Acanthamoeba castellanii str. Neff, 1461 nucleotides long. RefSeq names its product adenylyl cyclaseassociated protein. The transcript has 6 exons. NCBI's taxonomy places the organism in Eukaryota, Discosea, Longamoebia, Acanthamoebidae. The record is from RefSeq and is a predicted model, not a curated record. Gene Ontology annotation, biological process: regulation of adenylate cyclase activity; cytoskeleton organization. Gene Ontology annotation, molecular function: actin binding; adenylate cyclase binding. Gene Ontology annotation, cellular component: cytoplasm. Bases 1 to 1461 code for a protein of 486 amino acids.